CGAGGCUGUGCUCGCCUGGACGAUCCAGCAACACCGUGCACGAAUCGACAAAUGCCAGCGGUGCACGCCGCGUUUGGCCCUUUUGCGGUUCAAUAACAGGGAAUCAAAACGUCCAGCGCCAUGACGACCCGCUGCAGCCCCUGUCAAGACACGCCUGGCUCGCCCCAGCCUGUCUGUUAUAUUUGUCUUCGUGCAUGCACCCACAUUUGUUUGACUGGACCUCAGCAAUUGCGCCAGGUGCACCUGCUGCGCUCGCCCUGAAACGCCUUUUCACCUGCCCGACCUAAGCAUAAAGCUCCGGCUACGACUACCUACUGAGGUUUUGAAUCGCUAACAUCUCAUCAACAACAAAUCAACAAUGGCACGCCAACACUCGCGGUCGUCGCACGACUACAGAUCGUCGCGAGAGCAAACAUCGAGAGAUUACGCCCCACGCGAACAUAACAACGAGAAGCCGCGAAAACGCUCACGUCAGCACUCCGCACAUGGUCCACGAGGUGCUCGUUCGCACUCACUGCCGCAAUACAAUCACAAUGGGCACAAGGUCACACCGGGCGUCCACCCGGACGGUGAGAGUGGCAGGAGGGGAUUCAACCCCUUUAAGUUCUUGAAGAUCGCCUUCAAGAGCAGCAGUACGCUCUCGAUGAUGGUGAACUGUCUAUGGCCCAUUGUUCCUGUGGCGAUUGCAUUGCACUUCGCAAAGCCUGAAUGGAAGCUCGCCAUUUUCAUCACCAACUACAUUGCCAUGGUCCCGGCCGCCAACAUGCUGGGUUUUGCUGGUCAGGAACUGUCGCGCAAGAUGCAUCAGAAGGCCAUCGCCGUUGUCCUGGAGACGACACUGGGCUCGGUGGUCGAGAUCAUCCUCUUUAUGGUGCUGCUCAAGACCGACGUCAAUGGAUCGAACGUACCUGUCAUCAGGGCUGCCAUCCUGGGAUCAAUCUUGGCCAACCUUCUGCUUUGCCUUGGCUCCUGCUUUGUCGCCGGCGGCAUUCAGCACGAUGUGCAAGAGUUCCACGAGGCCGUCUCCGAGUCAGGUAGUGGUUUGAUGCUGGUCGCUGCGAUGGCUCUUGUUCUCCCGGCCGUCUUUGCCAAGUAUUUGAUGAACAACACCGACUACGAGAUUCCCACCCCUACCUUCGUGUUGGACAAUGCAACCAGGAUUUCGCGUGGUGUCGCCAUCAUCUCGCUUGUCGGCUACCUCAUCUACGUUGCCUAUCAGACCAUAUCUCAUGACGGACUGUUCCACGAGAUCUACGAGGCAGAUGAGCACAAGGAUGCGGAUCGUCACGAGGAAUUGGCCAAGCCGAAGUUCACCCUGACGGAAGCUUUUGUCGCCUUGAUCAUCUCGUUAGCUUGCGUCUCUUUGAUCGCCAUCUUCCUGGUCGAGCAGAUCCACUUCAUGGUAGCAGAGCGUCACGUCAGUGAUGCUUUCGUUGGACUCAUCUUGAUUCCGCUCGUCGAAAAGAUCGCUGAACAUCUUCUUGCCAUUGACGAAGCUUACGACAAUCAAAUCAACAUGGCAAUGGCUCACGUUAUGGGUGCAUCCAUUCAGACCGCCCUGCUCAACGCCCCUCUCGUCAUCCUUGUCGGCUGGGGUCUGCGUGUUCCACACAUGGACUACAACUUCGCUAUCUUCGAUGCCGUCGCGCUCGUCCUCGCCGUGCUUGUGGUGGGUUCCUUCCUCCGCGACGGCAAGUCGAACUACUUGGAGGGUGCCCUGUGCAUCAUGGUAUACAUCAUCAUCGCCAUCUGCGCCUUCUUUUUCCCGAACCCAAUGCCGGUUGGUGGUGGUGGGCAUUGAGCAAGGAUUGUCUUCAUAGGCUGUUAUCAAAAUUGUCUACAGAUUGGAUCGAUAUGAGCGUGGAGUCCCGGUUGUUUACGUACAGGGUGUACGGGCGAGGGUCUGGAUGCAAGAUAGCAGUGCUUCUUGUCUGUCAUUUAGCGAGCCAGUUGGAUAAUCAUAAUCUCACCACGAAUGCAACAGUUCAUCAAAUUAUCGUCAGAAUUGAUUCUCAGUAUUUGAAUGCGACGUCGUCGAUUAUGAUGCGGCUGCCGCUCGACCGACUUCAGUCGUGCGCUAAGUCGUGUAUGGCUUAGCGUAUACCGGAGAAUCGUUGAUGCCGCCCCGCCCACACAACGGAAUUCGUCGAACUUCACGCAGG
Molecule: messenger RNA, 2162 nt
Organism: Boeremia exigua
Lineage: Eukaryota; Fungi; Ascomycota; Dothideomycetes; Pleosporales; Didymellaceae
Exons: 4
Coding region: 359-1801 (480 amino acids)
Biological process (GO): intracellular calcium ion homeostasis; calcium ion transmembrane transport
Cellular component (GO): fungal-type vacuole membrane
Molecular function (GO): calcium:proton antiporter activity
Source: RefSeq, a predicted model, not a curated record